AUGCUGAUCGCGAUUGUCGUCCUCUUCUUCGUCGUCAUCCUCAUGAUCUGCCUCCACCUCUACGCCCGCUGGUACCUCCUCCCCGCGCGCCGCCGCCAGAUGCGCAGCCGCCGCCAGAACCUCGUCUUGUACGUCGAUCCGGCGAACCCGAACCCAGCCGGAGUAGAAUCUCAAGGACUGCCCGCCGCCGUCCUGAAAUCCCUCCCGGUGUUCGUCUACUCCGGCGCCGCGGUGGCGGCGGCGGCGGCGGAGUGCGCCGUCUGCCUGUCGUAA
Messenger RNA from Linum trigynum, 273 nucleotides. The record is from the annotation of a GenBank genome assembly. NCBI's taxonomy places the organism in Eukaryota, Viridiplantae, Streptophyta, Magnoliopsida, Malpighiales, Linaceae.